UGCAGCAUGAGUAAUGUGCUCCUUACUAAUGAAAAGGGAGGAUGCCGUCGGUUCUAUCGGGUGGCCACCAAUAUCAAGCAUGUGUGUGGGAUGCUGCUCAGCAUGAAAAGAUAUAUUGGAAGAAACAGUGUGCUAGAAUGGGCGCUCUUCCACCUUCAGAUGCAGAUACACAGUAGGAGAGAUUUGCUCUUUAAUAUCAGCAGCUUCUCAAAAAACAAUAUGAAAAAGGAUUUUGAAAACUUGAAGAGUUUGUUAUCUGUGCCCCCGAUACAAAGGAGUCCUGAAAUUCUUCGACAGAUACGGUUUUGUCUAAAGAAGAAUAGAGCAUUUCAGAGUCUUCGUGAGAAGACACAGUUGGAACUUUGUCAGCAUCUUAUCUACCAAGAAUAUGAAUCAAAAACCUUAGUUAUUAAACAAGGACAUGUACCAUGCGAGUGUUAUAUAAUGUUAUCUGGACGAUUAGAAGCAACUACAGAGGCGUCCAGUUCAAAGAAGCAAAGUUCAUCAUCUUCUACAUUAUAUGAAGUUGAAGAAGGAGAUUUUGUGGGGGAUAUUGGCCUUGUUACUAAUGAAAGACUUACAUCAUGUGUGUGCAAAUCUGACGUGGAACUACUGGUGAUUGACAAAGAGGCAUUCAAAGAGAUCCUCGCUGCAAAAGUGAAAGUUGAAUAUUAUUCCUUAUGCGAUUUCCUCAGGGGUCUGUUAUUGUUUUCUUCAUGGCCUCCCGAGAAAUUAGAACUUCUUGUUCAUUGCUCUGUUCAACGAAGUUACAGGGCCGGGACAACAGUUGUUGUGGACAGCACCAAAUCUUCAUCCUUAGUGGCAGUGAAAUCGGGCAAAUGUAUGAUUGUGGUGCAUCUCACUCAGGAUAGGCCUUCAACUUCUUAUACAACAAAAAACUAUUCAUUGGUGUUGAAUCACCUUCCUACUGUGUCAUUUCCACUGGAGAAAAGAGAAGGUUCUUUGCAUCAUUUUGAAAGAUCUUUUUCACCAAGAACAUCCUAUUCCGCUUCCUUAAGAGCCCCUUCUACUGAGAUGCACAAGAGACCUCGGCCACAGACUGCAGGACCAUCAACCAUCUCAUUAAGAGACAGAAGCAUACAUUGUGAUUUGGACUGCGCAGAAAAGAAGCUCAAUGACAAAGGAAGAUGUGAUCAGCAAGACGUGAGCCCAUUACCAUCAGUUCGAUUUGUUACUGUUGGGACUCUGGAACGUGGAGGCAUCUUUGGACUGGCAGAAACAAUGUUCAGGUCCUCUAAUCUACGUUUUAGCCUGAUAAGUGAAGGUGCUGACUGCAUUUUUAUUCCAUCAAAACUUUUCCUGGUUGAAGCCCCUGUCAAGUCUAGACAGAUAGCACAAGAGCUGGUGAACAGUUUUCCAACAGAGACAAAGAUCAGAGAAUGCUACGCCUCCCUGCAAACAUGGAGAGCCUACAAGGAAAGAAUUAUCGGAAAGCCUGUAGAUGGACGCAUGAAAUUCCCAAAUCUUAGGAAAUAAAUGAUGAGAAGGUUAAAUACAUAUUUGCAAUGUAUAAUAAUUAAUAACUAUAAAGAUGUUGCUUGAGUAGAUUCGUACACCACUCACCACCUCUCGGAGUAGCUGCACCGCCUGUGCACAGAUGUGCCGGUCCCACCCUCGGCCAGGUACUAGUGUAGAAAAAGGAAAGAUCGCCCAGCACUCGGGAUGCAGUUAAAAGUAGCUUUUCUUUAUUCGAAAAUCUUCAGACAAUGGUCACAACAGAGUAAAGCGUCUAAUCUAUAAAGAUGUAUACAAAACAUUCUGCAUUCCAACCAUUUUGACUUCAGGCCACUCUUAAAUGGGCACUAUCAGAUUCGAAAUCUUUUUACAUGUUGUACAUCUUGGCAAAACAUUAACCUUUCUAACAUACUUCAUAAGAAAAUUGUAUUUACUUUUUAUAGAAUUCAUGGCUUAUAAAAUCAUGGCUUUGUCCAAGCUGAAGCACAUACAUGGACAAAGUGCAGUAAGUGAGGGUGGGCAGGCACUCCUCUGUGUCUGAUAGGACAGGAGAGAGUACAGAGGAGUGCUAUCAGACAGGAGAGAGCACAGAGGAGUCCUAUCAGACAGGAGAGAGCACAAAGGAGUGCUAUCAGACAGGAGAGAGCAUAGAGGAGUGCUAUCAGACAGGAGAGAGCACAGAGGAGUGCUAUCAGACAGGAGAGAGCAUAGAGGAGUGCUAUCAGACAGGAGAGAGCACAGAGGAGUACUAUCAGACAGGAGAGAGCACAGAGGAGUGCUAUCAGACAGGAGAGAACACAGAGGAGUACUAUCAGACAGGAGAGAGCACAGAUGAGUCCUAUCAGACAGGAGAGAGCACAAAGGAAUACUAUUUGACAGGAGAGAGGAGUACCGUCAGACAGGGGAGGGCAAAGAGGAGUGCUAUCAGCCAGUAGAGAGCACAGAAGAGUGCUAUCAGACAGGAGAGAGCACAGAGGAGUGCUAUCAGACAGGAGAGAACACAGAGGAGUGCUAUCAGACAGGAGAGAACACAGAGGAGUACUAUCCAACAGGAGAGAGCACAGAGGAGUCCUAUCAGACAGGAGAGAGCACAGAGCAAUACUAUUUGACAGGAGAGAGGACAGAGGAGUACUGUCGGACAGGAGAGAGCAAAGAGGAGUGCUAUCAGCAAGUAGAGAGCACAGAGGAGUGCUAUCAGACAGGAGAGAACACAGAGGAGUGCUAUCAGACAGGAGAAAGCAUAGCAGAGUCCUAUCAGACAGGAGAGAGCACAAAGGAGUCAUAUCAGACAGGAGAGAGAACAGGGGAGUCCUAUCAGACAGGAGAGAGCACAGAGGAGUCCUAUCAGAUAGGAGAGAGCACAGGGGGGUACUAUCAGACAGGAAAGAGCACAGAGUAGUGCUAUCAGACAGGAGAGAGUACAGAGGAGUCCUAUCAGACAGGAGAGAGCAUAGAGGAGUACUAUCAGACAGGAGAGAGCACAGAGGAGUACUAUCACACAGGAGAGAGCAUAGAGGAGUACUAUCAGACAGGAGAGAGCACAGAGGAGUACUAUCAGACAAGAGAGGCACAGAGGAGUAUUAUCAGACAGGA
Molecule: messenger RNA, 3069 nt
Organism: Hyla sarda
Lineage: Eukaryota; Metazoa; Chordata; Amphibia; Anura; Hylidae
Exons: 17
Coding region: 7-1497 (496 amino acids)
Source: RefSeq, a predicted model, not a curated record